ACACCAUCAAUAAAAAACAGAAGAUCUAUUGUGAUAAUUAACAACCCCAAGACCAGGCCACAGAAGAACGGGAGACAAUCGAGCUUCACAGUCAUGUAUGACACUGAUUUUUCAGAAGAUUCAACUUGCCAGCAGCAGGAGGAUUUACCUUAUGAUGGGGACCUGCCCCAGAUGAAGAAAUGCAAUGACUAUCAUUUUACCUUCAAGAAUGAUCACCUCUGUGCCUCAGGUCAGCUUAUUCUGACAGGACCAGACCCUCAAGAAAAGCCUGCACAAAAUAAGACCUUCCACAAUUCAGCUAUGGCCAUGGCUUGGGAUAAAAGUACAAAAAAUGCAGUCUAUAAAAAUUAUAAUAAGGAGAACCCAUCCACCAUGGCUCUUCAUAUUCCAGCUAAUAAAGCUGAUGUUUCAGAGGCAAACAUUUCUAAUAUUUUAUACCAUUGUCUUUCUAAAGAACAAAUCUUAAGAGGCCAAGGUAUUCAUUGUGAAAUUCUCCCAGAGACCUCCAGUACGGACAGUGUUGAUGAAGCAGAUGUUAUUAAAAAUAUAAUUUCACGCUGUGUUAAGAAAUCUUGCCACAAAGAACAAACCUCAGAAUUCACUGGCCAGCCCAAACCCAAAAGGGAUGGUGCAAACAGCAAGAAGCCAAGUUAUUCUCUCAGCGUGACAGCAGUGACUACCUUAGGUGUAGAAGAGCCAGGUGCUGCUAGAGAUCAAGGAAAUCCACACUCCCUAACAAAAAUUAAGGGGCCAAGUGACAAAGAGAGAUAUUUCCGAUGGCAGGUACUCCGGAAACAGCUGAUAGAAAAAGCAAGUUCAAGCAAUGGGUUUAAGGAUGGCCAAGGCCAACUUCAUCACCAGGACUUGAAUGUCUCCAAGGUUGCCCCCAAAAUGAAAACCCCUAAAAAUAACACAAUGGAGAAGCCAUUUUCAAUAGUUAAACAAGCUAGCAAGUCACCUAGCUUGAGAAUGAAACCAAUGGCUUUACAAGAAGUUUUAGAAGCCACGUCUAGGUCAAAUUUUGUUUCUAAACAACAUCCAGAGCAGAAAAGGAAAAAACUGGAACCUUCCCAACAACUGCAGAUGGAGCCUGAAAAGUACCUUCGACAACAACACACAGGAAUAGAAAUGGAGACAAACCUCUUGAAGUUGUUAUCAGCCUCUCAGAAAGUCCCUUCCUCAAAUUCUUACAUCUUUCUAAAGAUAUCCCAGGGGACACAGAUGUGCCAGAAGUUAAAAGAACAGACAGAUCGGCUGAACACGAAGGUACAAGAAUUUUCCAAAAGAAUCAAACAGGAGUCUCCCUGCCGUGUUCAACACAGGAUGGUCCGGGAGCCCCAGCUGGGGCCCCUUGCAGCACUGGGUCAGGACUCUCCGGCCACCGAGGAGCGGCAUCCGACCCUGCAGCAGAUCCUCACGCGAGAACCCUCCGCUAUGGGCAACUUCAACCUGGAAAGCUCAUUCAUCUUUUUUUUUUUUUUUUUUAGAAAGCAAAAAAUUGAGAGAAGAGACCACGGAAAGAUCACCUGUGGAAGGCUUUCAGCCCUCACUCACGGAAAGGCACUGAACCAAGCUCUGACUCCCGAAUUUCAUUAUAGGUACAACACCCCAGGACAGAGUCAUUUAAAUCAGAGUGAAAGAGAUGCCUUUAUCCAGUCCUGCUCUUUGGAUCGGAAUAAAAAUUCUUCCCCUCAACCAAAAGGGAUCUGUUCUCAGAGAGUAAAUUCAAAAUUAAUUCAAGAUGAAUGUGAGUUCACACCAGGAAAAAAAAAUCUGAAGAACUUUAUGGCCUACAGCUCACACCUUGUAACACCCUCCUCUUACCUCCAUUCCUGCAGAGCCUCUAGAAGCAAAGCCUUAUGUGACCUUAAUAAUGUUGAAGAAACAAACUCUAAGAUGUUAAACUCGGCUUUGGAUCAUGCCCUAAAGACAGCCACCAGUUUGAAAAAAACUACUGAUCAAAUGAUUAAAGAUAUUGCAGAAGAUCUUGCCAAAGCACAGACAUGGAGGAAUCGAUUGAAGUUCUAGUUCAAGACAAUCAAAAGGACAACCCCCCCAAAAAGCAGCAAUGAAAAUUUGGUCUCCCUUCCCAAAGUAUUUGACUUAUUACUCAUACAAAAAGAAAAAACUCAUAAUGGGUAACAAAGUUCUUAUGAAAAAGGGCCUUUGAUUAAAAUUAAAAGCAACUAUAUAUUUAUAUUAAAAUAAAUCUAUGUUCUUCCCUAUCUCACGAACUCCAAUUACCCUUCAAGGCCCCUAAGGACUUUUCCUUUUAUUCUUUUCUUCCUAAGAUCGUCUCUUUUUUCUUUUCAUUUUCUGCAGCAGCAAAACAGUUCAUAAUAAAAUAAGCUA
This is a messenger RNA of Perognathus longimembris pacificus (Pacific pocket mouse), 2352 nucleotides long. It is a transcript of the gene Aknad1, whose product is annotated as AKNA domain containing 1. The record is from RefSeq and is a predicted model, not a curated record. The transcript has 10 exons. NCBI's taxonomy places the organism in Eukaryota, Metazoa, Chordata, Mammalia, Rodentia, Heteromyidae. The coding region runs from base 94 to 2028 and encodes 644 amino acids.